CAGUUUUCUUUAGGGUGAUUCAACAUCGGUCGAGCAAGUCUGCUAACUAACGAUGGGCAGCAAGGGCGGCGAAGCUCCAACUAUGGAUGUAGAGAUCCCGAUGGAAGAGGGAGAGCCACUGGGAGCAACGCCUAACGACAAGCUUGUCAUUACCAAAGUACAAGGUGGAACUAUUGCUGACGGCAAACUUAGGAUUGGUGAUCAGAUCAUCAAGGUUAAUGGUCAAUCAAUUUCUGAUCAGAACAGCUUCUUUAGAGCGCUUCGCUAUGCUCCACCAGUAGCUAGACUUACUAUUAUCAGAGAUGAAAAGAAAGCUGAAGAACUCGAAUCACGCAUUCGUAUACCAGAAGCACGUGCAAAGCUUAUUCAAAGAAGAGAUGGAUACAUUUACUUCCUGGCAAAACUGGUAUGGGUACCAAGUGGACCGAAACUCGGAUUGGGUAUCAAGCACUUCCAAAACCGUGUACUAGUAUCACGUUGUGAUCCUGGUUCACUGUCGGCCACACAAUUAGCGGUUGGAGAUCACAUAAUCGACAUUGACGGCGUACCUGUCACUGAUAAGGAUGUGGCAAGAGAUUUACUGAUCAAAGCUUUACAGGAAAAGAGAGAAGUCUCAUCCGUCGUGGAACGUCCCGACACGAUGGAGGCGAAACAUUGGACUCAACAAGCUCUUGUGACGCAAAUUAAUCAACCGCCAUCCGUGCAAAUGAACUCAGAUGUGCGUGCCAUAGCAGCAAGAGAGCGCGCAAGAGUAAAGAAACCUAAACCGCAACCGAAAUCCAUCCUUCGUCAAUCGACAAACACAAAACCGAUCCAAAUCAAUGAGGAAGUGGCUUCACAUAUCAUCGCAUCUGACAAUGAAGGACGUGCAUUGAGACCCGUCAGAAAGUAGAUGAAACUCAAAUAGAUAAAAGAUCCAACAAUU
Molecule: messenger RNA, 925 nt
Organism: Cylicocyclus nassatus
Lineage: Eukaryota; Metazoa; Nematoda; Chromadorea; Rhabditida; Strongylidae
Source: the annotation of a GenBank genome assembly